UUCCCAGUGCCACGUGCAGCCCUGGGGAUGGCAGGAUGUGGGCGGCUGUGACGCAGUGCUGUCCCCUGGGAGCCCCCAACCACCACGAGGACGUCCCCAAACCCCAUUGCAGUGGCAGUGGGGGGUGCAGCACGGGGCGAGGAUGGGCGCUGCGCUGACAUCGUGGUGCCAGCAGCUCCCACAUCCCCGUCCCCUUCUCUCCCCCAGCUCAGCUUCUCAGCCUUGUUGGCUCCCAACCCCCCCUGCUGACGAUGGACCCCCCCUGGACACCGCAGUUCUUGAGGCAGAGUGUGAAGCUGACCUGCGGGGACCCCAGCGUGAGCAUCUCCACCACCUGGUACACGGAUGGGCGCUGGUGGAAGGAAACGCCAUCAAACAGCCUCCACGUGGAACUGAGUGACAGAAGGAAAUACAGAUUCCAGUGCCAGACCCGAGGCUCUGAGCUCAGCUCUGCCGUGAACCUGGCAGUCUCUGAUGACUGGCUGCUGCUGCAGGUGCCAACACAGGCAGUGCUGGAGGGGGAUUCGCUGUCCCUGCGCUGCAGCGCCUGGAAAAACGCAAAACUCAGCGAGGUGCAGUUCUUCCAUGAUGGGCAGCUGCUGCACAACAGACAUGGGAACGAAGUGCUGCUGUCCCCAGCAAAGCAGCAGCACAGCGGCCGCUAUCAGUGCUCAGCCUACGUGCACUCCUUCACUGCCUGGUGGGAAGUCUCUCCCCAAAAUGAUCUCGUGGUGCGAGGUGAGCCUGAGCAGAGAUGGGUUUGGGGUGGAUUUGGGGUGGCUUUGGGAUGGGGGGCCACCACCCCAACGGCCACCCCUGUCUCCCCACAGCGCUUCGCGGCGGUGCAGCGCCACGUGGAGCUGUUGGUGGUGGCCGAUGCAGCCAUGGCGCAGUUCCACGGCACCGAGUUGCAGCCGUACCUCCUGACGGUGUUGGCUACAGCUGCCAGGACCUUCCGGCACGGCAGCCUGGGUGCUGAGGUGCAGCUGAGGGUCACACGGCUCCUGGUUUUGGGACCCGGCACCCCGGGGCCGCCUGUCACCUCCAAUGCUGCCCAAACACUGCGUGACUUCUGCCGGUGGCAAAAGGACCUCAAUGUCCCCGAUGAGGACAGUCCCCUCCAUUUCGAUGUCGCCGUCCUCUUCACCCGGCAGGACCUGUGUGGGGCGGCGACGUGCGACACACUGGGGAUGGCUGAUGUGGGCACCGCCUGCGACCCCGAACGGAGCUGUGCCAUCGUGGAGGACGAUGGGCUGCAGUCGGCGUUCACGGUUGCACAUGAGCUGGGCCACGUGCUCAGCAUGCCACACGACGACUCGCAGCGCUGCCUGGAGCUCAACAGCCCCACGGGCUCCUCACGCCGCGUGAUGGCACCGGUGAUGGGUUCAGUGCCGCCAGGAGAGAUGUGGUCCCCAUGCAGCGCCCACUUCAUCACCGACUUCCUGGACAACGGCCACGGUCGCUGCCUUUUGGAUAAACCCACCGAAUGGCUGCGGUUGCCGUCGGCGCUGCCCGGCGCGGCGUAUCCAGCAGAUCGGCAGUGCCAGCUGGCAUUUGGCCCCGAUUCACGGCACUGCGGGGACGUGCAGCCCUCCUGCGCUGCUCUGUGGUGCAGCGGCCGUGCUGGAGGGAGAGCAGUUUGCCAAACCAAGCACUUCCCAUGGGCUGACGGCACGCCGUGCGCGCCGGGACGGGUGUGUGUCAGCGGGCAGUGCGUGGACAUGGCCACCAUGGAACAGCUCCGGAUCCCCGUGGAUGGCUCCUGGGGGCCAUGGGCUCCAUGGAGCAGCUGUUCCCGUAGCUGUGGCGGCGGCGUCAGCUCCUCGCACCGCUUCUGCUCCCGGCCCACGCCGCGCAACGGCGGCCGCUUCUGCCGCGGGGAGCGACUCCGCUUCCGCUCCUGCAACGUCGCGGAAUGCCCCGGGCGCAGCGCAUUCCGGGAGGAGCAAUGCGCAGCCUACAACCACCGCGUCGUUUCGCCGGCGCUGCCGGCGGUGGGCGAUUGGGUGCCGCGAUACGGCGGCGUCGCCGAGGAGGACCGUUGCAAAUUGACGUGCCAAUCCCGGAGUUUGGGGGUUUACCACGUGCUGCAGCCACGGGUCGUGGAUGGGACGCCGUGCUCGGCGGAGGGCAGCGGGGUUUGCGUGAGGGGUCGCUGCGUCCCCGCCGGCUGCGACCGCGUCAUCGGCUCCAAGAAGAAGUUUGACAAAUGCAUGCAGUGUGGUGGCGACGGCUCCGGCUGCACCAAGGUGUCCGGGUCCUUCACCGCGCCCCGCUACGGCUACAACGACGUGAUCACCAUCCCAGCGGGCGCCACGCACCUCCUGGUCCGCCAGGGCUCACCGCACGGCACCCACGGUGACAACGUCUACCUGGCACUCCGAAAACCCUCCGGCCAAGCUCUGCUCAACGGUGGCUUCAUCCUGGUGCCGUCAGAGCACACGGUGACGUUGCCAGGCGGUGCGACGGUGCGGUACAACGGUGCCAAGGCCGUCCCCGAGGUGUUGGCGUGUCGGGGGCCAUUGCUGGAGCCUGUGGUGCUGCAGGCUUUGGUGGUGGAUGAGAAGCGCCCGCCCCGUUUGAAAUACAGCUUCUUCAUCCCCCGAAAAGCAGCAACCACGGCGUGGGAGAAACAGAAAGCAGAGAUUUUGGAGAUCCUCCGGCAGCGCCGGGCGUAGCUGUGGCUUUAUUGGGUUUAUUGUGUCUACCUCAGCCCCUCCCGGGGGUCUCAGCCCUGGGCUGGCCUCGGGGUACCCCCACAAGGUCCCCCUCUGUGCACCUAUUGGGUGGUGGGGGUUUAUUUAAAGCUAUUUAUGGA
Molecule: messenger RNA, 2818 nt
Organism: Meleagris gallopavo (turkey)
Lineage: Eukaryota; Metazoa; Chordata; Aves; Galliformes; Phasianidae
Source: RefSeq, a predicted model, not a curated record